Molecule: messenger RNA, 2920 nt
Organism: Zootermopsis nevadensis
Lineage: Eukaryota; Metazoa; Arthropoda; Insecta; Blattodea; Termopsidae
Source: RefSeq, a predicted model, not a curated record
UGCCGGUACAGUGCUGUAAUCAUAAAAUGUGUAACGCAUAUUUUUUAUGUUGCAGUUUUAUAUUCUCGGUGGAUUUAUAAGUCAAUAGAGUGAAUAAUCUUUCUGUUUUGUGUCACAACGCAAGUCUAAAAGAAUGAAAGAAAGUUGAUUUGCCGCUUGUCGUUGGCAUUACGAAUCAAGUCGCAGUCGUCGGACUUUUAAUAUUGAAGAAGAUUAUUUGUUACAGUUGUUUGCGCUCCGGACGAUACAUUCGUCCAGGUUGCGGAAAUUCGAGACAUUCGAAUUAGUGGUUGUAUUACGCUGCACUUCGUCAUAGACAUUUGAGUAUGGUACUGCACGGGCAAAGUCUGUGGAAAAGCACGAAAUUGAUGAUGUUCGCAGAAAUAUCUUAGCAAGAGGACGGAGGCAGGGGGAAGAAGUUAGAUAUCAUUCCAAUACUUAACUCAAGGUCGAGGUCGAGGUCGAGGAGCAUCGCGAGUUGUGUUUCGAACGUUUUCAAGUGGAAUAAACAAGCAGAUGGCUUCCUGGUUUUUCGCGAUGAUGGUCAUCCUAAUGGGUUGGCAACUGGGAGUUUCUUCAGCGACAGUAGCAGUUGAAUCCAUUAGCCUCCUUGUUCAAAAGUAUUCUGGUUCUACAGGGCUUAUAACUAUAGAGCAGAUGCAACAAAUUCUUGAUAGAAUUUGUACGUGCUCAUCUGAUGUUAGUAAUAUAGACACUGUUAAUUCUCUGCAGAGGAACUGUACAUCUGGCCAAGACUGCAGCUAUAUCAACAAUACAUGCUUGUCAGCAGUGGACGUAUUUAGGAAGUUGAAUAUAAAGGAUGAGAAAGUGAAUGUCGCUUCAUUUGAACUUGCCUGUCCUGUGAUAUUGGAACAAUUAGAGAAAUAUGUCUGCAACAGAGAUCAACGUGGCCCUGACAGUGCUGAUCUGAUAACUAAGCCAUCUGCAACUGAAGUGUGGGGUCUGGGUUUCCUGUUCGUUACAGUAAUCAGUUUGUGCUCUCUGAUGGGUGUCAGUGUUCUGCCCUUCAUGGAUAAGCAUUUCUACAAGCAGCUGCUUACCGGUCUAAUCGGCCUUGCAGUUGGCUCCCUUGCAGCAAGUUCGCUCUUCCAUUUGAUCCCUCAGGCAUUUGGCCUCACAAAUUCAGAUGGUUACCACAACUACUUAAACCGGUCGUUGAUGAUGUGGGCUGGUAUCUGGGUAUUUUUCAUGACUGAAAGGAUUAUGAAAAUGAUAACUGAUCACAGACAAAAAGAGGAACGUACUUCAGCAUGCGCGUACCCAAGCAAUGAAGUGUCUGUGGAAGUUGUGUCAAGCAUCUCGAGUCCUACGGAGCUCAUCCCACAUCUUCAUCAGGAGCUGGAGCCCCUUCAGGAACGUGAGUGCUCAGAACAGAACGCCCGCGAGGAACCCAACUGCCUUCAUACAAAUCCUGGAAUUAUUUAUGGCUGCCAGGAACAGGCUAUAAAGGCUUCAUUUGGCCAUCAGGAGAAACCACGUAUCAACCAUUCACACGGACAUGAACAUGUGAUGCAUUUUGAGCAAGGGAAGGACAGUGCCAUUGCUACCGUCGCUUGGAUGGUUGUGUUUGGUGAUGGGCUCCACAAUUUCAUUGAUGGAUUGUCCAUUGGUGCGGCAUUCAAUGAGAGUUUGCUCACUGGGGUCAGCAUAAGUGUGGCUGUAAUGUGCGAGGAAUUUCCUCAUGAGUUAGGUGAUUUUGCAGUACUUUUAAAUGCUGGUAUGACCAUGAAACAAGCUCUUAUCUACAACUUCCUGUCUGCCUGUACCUGUUAUAUUGGUUUGGUGUUUGGGAUCUUGCUUGGCGAAAUUGAAGCCAGCAGUUAUAUCUUUGGUUUUGCAGCGGGAAUGUUCAUGUAUAUAUCACUCGUGGACAUGGUCCCAGAAAUGAAUGAGGUGGCAGAAGAAGCUAGCAAAGUGAGCUUGAAGAAAGCAUUCCACACCUUGUUUCUACAGAAUGUUGGCAUGGGUAUAGGUAUUUUAGCUCUCUACGUUUUGGCACGUUAUCAAGACAGCAUCAAUUUCGGUUGAAGAUUUCAACUUUCAGAAAAGUGGUUUUCUUAAAACAUUUGUUUACAGUUUAAGUAACGAGAGUGAGCAUGUCAUGUUCCAAGAUACAAUGUGAAUGCUAUUUAAAUAACAGAUUAAAUUUAUGUUUUAGAAAGUCCCUUUUAAAACAAAUAUUAAGGAAUCUUAAACAUUGCUACAUUUGUAACUUUUAUGCUGUAAUUUUUUUCAUACAAAUGCACAAAUAUGAACCACUACAUAUACUCGGUGAAAGAAAAUUUAAAUACAGUUUAACCUUUAUUGUACUGGAAUUGGGGAUUUAAAUUAUUCUGUAACACAGCUACGAGUCAGUUUUAAACUCCAGGUUAAAUGGCUUAGUGAUGUGAUAGUGCAGCGUACAUUCAGGGAGAUCAUAUCUGAGCUGUGAUGCACAUUUGAUAAAGGUUACAAAUGUAAAGAGAGUUUAUUACAGAGCAUUCUCGAAGGGGACAGCGGAGGUAGUUUAUACUCUGAAAUAAUAGCAGCUAUUACUGCGACUUCCGUGUAAAGGAUCUGUAACAAAGUAUUUUUUUUAUUAAAGGUGUGAAAAGAGGUUUUCAGGCUAAAACAUUCCUGAAAAGGUUGGUAUUUAUUACAUAAAUUAAUUUUGAUCAUGUCCCAUUUUUGCCAAAAUGUAACAUGACCUCAAAUAUGAGCACACCGAAUUUGAAACUUUGAAGAAAGGAAAAUAUGUCUUCAAAUCCAUUGUAAAAAAUUAUUUGAUUAGCUUCUAAAUAUGGUUAAUAACUAUCAAUGUGUUAACACUUAGUAUGUGCUUGUUCAUGUAAUUUAAUUUAAUUUAUAUUAUUUAUUGGACAUGUAAAAAUUGUUUUGUGAUAAAAGAGUUGAAAUUUUG